Molecule: messenger RNA, 1532 nt
Organism: Rhineura floridana
Lineage: Eukaryota; Metazoa; Chordata; Lepidosauria; Squamata; Rhineuridae
Gene: MPDU1
Product: mannose-P-dolichol utilization defect 1
Exons: 6
Coding region: 291-1016 (241 amino acids)
Biological process (GO): oligosaccharide biosynthetic process
Source: RefSeq, a predicted model, not a curated record
CCGGUCACGAUGACACGAUGUCUUUCGCCAUCUUAGAGCCGGGCGGAAGAAUAACGUGCUUUACAAUAUUUCAAAAUAAAAAUCGUUCAUGGCGUUCUAACAGGGUCGAGGAGGAGGGCGAAGUUACCCGGCGCUAUGCUGGUUUCGGGCGGAAGUUAGUGCAGGAAUGCAGCCGGUGGGCUUUCAAUCCCAGCCUUUCUCUUCCCCCCCCCAGCAAGUAUGUCAUUGAAUAGAUGCCUGGCAGGUGAACAUCAGGCAGGUGAAGCGUUUUCCAGCUUGCUGAGGCAGAGAUGGGGAAACCUAACCGGUUAAAUGUCUGCCUGCCGUGCAGCAGUAAAAGCACUGGAGCCCUGCAAAAAGCAAGGCCGUUAGUUUGUGCCUUACCUCACAGGACUGUUGUAAGAACAAACCAAAUAAAGGUCGUUGAAGUAAGCAUCGAUACCUGGUUGAAGCUGCCCCAGAUCAUCAAGAUCCUGCGGGCCAAGAGUGCUGAGGGGCUGAGCUUCCAUUCCAUAUUGCUGGAGCUUCUUGCCAUCACCGGCACCAUGGCCUACAGCAUCUCCAAAACCUUCCCGUUCAGCGCCUGGGGCGAGGCUCUCUUCCUAAUGAUUCAAACUGUGGCUAUUGGGUUCCUGGUGCAGUAUUUUGGGGGCCACACAGGGCGUGGCGUGUCCUUCCUGGUGGCCUAUUUUGGAGUCCUCGCCCUCCUGCUGUCUUCACUCACUCCUGCGGGUGUUGUGACGGCCCUUCAGGCUUCCAAUAUGCCUGCUGUCGUCAUCAGCAGGCUCCUGCAAGCAGCCACAAACUACCGCAACGGCCACACGGGCCAACUCUCGGCGGUCACAGUGUUCCUGCUUUUCGCAGGGUCUCUGGCACGGAUCUUCACUUCCAUCCAGGAGACGGGUGACCCGCUCAUGGCUCUCACCUACGUCGUCUCGUCUGCCUGCAAUGGCGUCAUCACAGGACAGCUGGUUUAUUACUGGAACGUUCCGCUUGACAAGCGCAAGAAGGAAUAGAAAGGCGGCCCAGCGCCUUCUGGAGGAGCACCCCCUGGGAAAAAGCGGGGAGGGGCCUGGGGUUCCUUCUGCAACUGGCCCCAAAGGGAGGAAGCCGCCUUUGACUUCAUGGGGCAGCAGACGCCACAGCCCCUCUACCACCACUGCUGCUGUUCAUGCCCAUUUUCCAGGGUUUCUCUUUUUGCGCUCUGAGCCAAGAGAUGGGGCCAGUUUGUCUCUGGGAGUGUUGCGGGACUUUGGAGCUUGGGAGGUGGGACUGGGGCGCUUUGCUUUACAGGCUCUUAUCUUGCACCCCCACCUGAGCACUGCUGCUGCUGAAGGGCCAAGCAUCUGCAGUGGAAUGGCUGGUAGUUCAGGGGGGCUUCCUCCAGCCUAUAUCUGUAUUCCCCCCCCCCAUGCACACACUUUGAAAUACAGGCAUUCCUUACUGCAGUGUUAUUCAGUAGUGCACUUCAAGCUUCUCCCCGCCAAGAGGAGCUGUUGGGUGUACUCUGGAUACCUGCGGUAAACUUCUAA